Messenger RNA from Drosophila arizonae, 1282 nucleotides. RefSeq names its product interleukin enhancer-binding factor 2 homolog. Gene Ontology annotation, cellular component: catalytic step 2 spliceosome. Gene Ontology annotation, biological process: positive regulation of DNA-templated transcription. Lineage: Eukaryota; Metazoa; Arthropoda; Insecta; Diptera; Drosophilidae. Gene Ontology annotation, molecular function: DNA binding; double-stranded RNA binding. The record is from RefSeq and is a predicted model, not a curated record.
UGGUGGUUGACUUACAAAAUAUAAUUCGCCAAAAUUAUUCAUUAUAAUAAAAGUAUGGUUCGUGGAGCGCUCCGAGGCAGCAGGCCUAUGCGCGGCGGGAUUCGUCCGCCAUUUAAGAAAACCUUUGUACCCCGACAUCCGUUUGAUUUAACUUUAACCGAAGUUGUGUUUCCCAAAGUCUCGCCGGUUGUGGAUGAUUCUGCGUUGACAGCGGCUCUAUUGAAACGCAACCAAGACCUAAGUCCUAGCCCCACUGAACAGGCUGCCAUUGGUAACUUGGUUACUAAAGUUCAGGUUGUCUUGGAUAAUUUAGUCGUUGCGCCAGGCGACUUCAAUACUUGUCAAUUAGAAGAAGUGCGCCAAGUUGGGUCGUUCAAAAAGGGCACUAUUCUCAGUGGCAACAAUGUGGCCGAUGUGGUGGUUAUUCUCAAAACACUGCCGACAAAGGAGGCUUGUGAGGCACUGGCCAAGAAGGUUGAGGCGGACCUAAAAACUAACAUGAAAACUGAAGUGCUAGCAAAGGGUGAACAACAUACCCUAGAAAUACACGACAGAGGCUUCGAUGUGUCCAACUCACAGGCCCGAGUUCGUAUUCUUAUUGCCACCUUACCGCAGAACUUAAGAAAGCUGGAACCGGAAAUUCAUAUGGAUCACAAGCUAAUGCAAAGCCAUUUAGCUGCUAUACGCCACACUCGCUGGUUCGAGGAAAAUGCUCACCAUUCUUCAAUAAAAGUUCUCAUCCGCAUCUUAAAGGAUCUAACCAAGCGAUUUGAUGCUUUUUCGCCUCUUUCGUCAUGGAUGCUUGAUUUAAUUGCCCACCUGGCAAUAAUGAACAAUCCAUCGCGUCAGGCUUUGCCAAUCAAUUUGGCAUUUCGUCGUGUAUUUCAACUGCUCUCUGCAGGACUAUUUCUACCAGGCUCAGCUGGUAUAACCGAUCCAACUGAACCGGGUCACAUACGGGUCCACACAGCGAUGACGCUGGAACAACAAGAUGUAUGCUGCUAUACGGCGCAGACGUUGCUGCGUGUCUUAGCACACGGCGGAUACAAGCACAUCCUUGGAUUGGAAGGCAAUACCAGCAUUGUACGUGAAAUGUCCGUUUGGAAUGGGGUCGUCGUGUCACCACUAAAACCCGUAUAUGAAAAGCCGACCGACAAAAAGGAGGGUGAUCUCGAGGAGGACAUUGAAAUGAUUGAGAAUGAUAAUGAAGAUGUUGGUAGUGACGAUGCAGCCGAAUAAUUUAGUCAAUAAGAAUUUCAUUACGUAUAAUUAUAAAAUACAA